AUGGCAAAAGUGGGCCAUCUAAUUGUUCUGAUCCACGGUAUGUGGGGGGUUUCCAGCCAUAUGGACAUGGUGGAACAGGUUCUCCAGGAGUGUUUGCAAUCUUCCGAAGACCGAAUCCACUAUUUAAAGCCCUCGUCUUUUGGGUCCUUUAAAACCUACGACGGUAUCAAGGUGAACGGAGACCGAGUCAUCAAGGAUAUAUUUGAUGCGAUCGAAAAUUUGAAGAGCGAUGAGGAUGUGGAAGUCAAAAAGAUUAGCGUGGUGGGAUACAGUUUAGGGGGGCUGAUUGCGAGGUACUGUAUUGGAGAACUGUACGAGAUUGGCUUUUUCGACCGCAUUGAGCCUGCAGUGUUCAGCACGUUUGCAUCGCCGCAUCUUGGAGUGAAAUUCUUUAGGACUUCUCGGAUCCUCGACAGGGCGAUGAAUUUUCUUGGUAGCAGACUCGUGGGACAGUCAGGAAAAGACUUGUUCAUUUACAAGUCUGAUCUGCUUCCGCAGAUGGCAGACAAGAAUAGCAAGUACUUCAAAGGGUUGUCCCUAUUCAAGGUCAGGAUACUGCUUGCCAAUGUACGCAACGACAGACUUGUCAGCUUUGCUACCUCGUACAUCUCCAACUACAAUCCGUUCGAAUUUUGGGAAAACCUGGAAAUCAAAUACGUGGACGGGUUGCCGUCAGCAAGGGUGCUAGGCAAAGAGUACCCGGUUCGAGUUAUAGAUCUGAAGGCCACGAUGUACCAUCCAGAAUUGAAAAAGAGUACAGAAGUUGACCAUCUUCAACGGACCCGCAAUAUUGCCAUUGGAGUCAUGAUUAUGCUUCUGCCGUUAGUUCUCCCGGUGAUCUUCGUGGCGAGUGUAUUUGGAACUGUGAAAAGUGCGAUAAGGAAGUCGCUUCUGAAGGAGUUCGACCAUGGAGGUGCCUGGAAGACUUUACAGGAGCGAUUGGAGGGCAACAAAGCGCGGCACCAUACCCAAAAAAGAGAGCACGAGGAUCCACUAGCCGAGGCAACGCAGGAGAUUGUUGAAAAUACACUUCAGGAGCUGUCUGCCGAGGAUCAGGGCGAUAAGGAGGAGUCUUCGACAGACUCGGUUGCAGGAUCCGAAUCACUUAAAGAUACAAACCCAAUGCAGGUCGAGUUUGACGCCGAAAAAGCUGCCGAAUGUCUCGAAUACUUGACAAAUAAGAUGGAUAUCGGCCCGUUGGCAGAACUUCCAUUGACAGACAAGCUCGAACCGCUACCAUACGAUGAUAGGCGCACGUUGAUGUGUGCAAAUUUGAAUGAGCUCGACUGGAUAAAAAUACCCGUCUACGUGAGAUCUCUCAAUGCCCACGAGGGCAUUGUUGCACGGCGUGGGCUCAAGAGAACAGCAGCCGGCGCUCCGGCACUGUAUCUCUGGGGAAUGCUCUUCAAGCAAAAGUCAGAGUGA
Molecule: messenger RNA, 1425 nt
Organism: Ogataea parapolymorpha DL-1
Lineage: Eukaryota; Fungi; Ascomycota; Pichiomycetes; Pichiales; Pichiaceae
Product: putative lipase
Exons: 2
Coding region: 1-1425 (474 amino acids)
Biological process (GO): proteolysis
Molecular function (GO): serine-type endopeptidase activity; monoacylglycerol lipase activity
Source: RefSeq, a predicted model, not a curated record